Lycium barbarum (goji berry) is the source of this 937-nucleotide messenger RNA. RefSeq names its product auxin-responsive protein SAUR68-like. The transcript has a single exon. Gene Ontology annotation, biological process: response to auxin. The record is from RefSeq and is a predicted model, not a curated record. Bases 359 to 802 code for a protein of 147 amino acids. Lineage: Eukaryota; Viridiplantae; Streptophyta; Magnoliopsida; Solanales; Solanaceae.
AGAAUUGAAUUUUGACCAAUCAAUAAAGUUGAGCAUUCUUGUAUCUUAACUAAUGACAAUGGUGAGGGUCUCAUCUGUCUUUAACUAAUGUCUUGUUUCUACCAAAGAGAAGACAAUAAGGAACCUAUUAUAUUUCAUACAUUCAAACUAUAGCUUCAUCCACAAAUUGAAGGCCCCAAAUCAACAUGAGCAACAGACAUCAGCACAUGGAUUUGCCUUUGGUGGUUGUGGCAAAAAUUUAAGCUCCAACUCAAAGCCCUAUCCAGCCCUGUAUAAAUUGAUCAUCAAACACAAGCAUUAUCUACUCAGCCAUCAGAGAUCUAACUUUCUUCUUUCCAAUCUUCUAGAAAAAAUAAGAAUGCUCAGUGCUAAGAAGCUCAUCAAGAUGGCCAGGAAAUGGCAGAAGUUUGCGGCCAUGCAGAGGAAGAGGAUUUCACUUCCAAGAAAUAGAAAUGAUGCAGAUAGUUGUAGUAUGUCGUCAUUAUUAGUAGCCGGAAAAGGCCAGUUUGUAGUGUAUACUACUGAUCAAAGGCGCUUUGUGAUUCCCUUGGCUUAUCUUGAAAACAAGGUCAUUUUGCAACUUUUAAACAUGUCUGAAGAAGAGUUUGGUCUGCCAAGUGGCGGUCCUAUUACAUUACCGUGUGAUUCAGCUUUCAUGGACUACGCUGUUUCCCUAAUCAAGAAAGGUGCAGCUGUCGGAGAUCUUCACAAAGCAUUGCUCCUCUCAAUUACUAAUUCAAGUUGCUCUUCAACUUCUUUUCUGCACCAAGAAUGGGGGAACCAACAACUCCUUGUUUAUUAGUCAUGAUCAUUAUCCUUAGUGUAUGAUAGCUCAGAAUAGAUUGUAUAGCAUAUGAAAAGUAGGCAAUUAAAGAUGUUUAUUUCAGAUGGAAUAGAGAUUUAUCUGAAAUUUCACCCGAUCUAAAGCUUUCAAUUU